UUCAAGCCUAACUGCUAUAAAAACUAAAAACAGAGAGAGACUGAAAGCUGUUGAAGAAGAGCUUCGUGUAUGCCUUUCUUCAAUUCCUGCCAGGAUAUCGGCUUUGUGUUCAUCUAAACAGGCCCAGGUUUCACACUGAGAAGCUGCCUUAAUCACGAUGAACCCAGGCUACGCAGGCAGGACCGAGCUCCGGGACAACCUGGAGGCCGCUUCAGAUCCGUCUCCAUGAUUGUGCCCGACCACGCCGUCAUCGCAGAGGUGGACUUGUGAGCUGAGGGCUUCAAGUCCAGUGAGACUCUGGCGAAGAAGAUGAUUCAGCUGUAUAAGCUGUGCAGCAAGCAGCUUUCCCGGCAGGACCACUACGACUUCAGCAUGAGAGUCGUCAACUCUGUUAUUGUCAUGGCCGGGUCUCUGAUGCGAGAGAACCCACACCUGAGUGAGAACGUGGUGUUGAUUAGAGCGCUACGAUACUCCAACCUGCCCAAGUUACUCAAGGAUGACGCAGAACUUAAAAUAAAAUAAAUUGAUAAAUAGUAAAGAACGCCAAAGCUUACAUAUGGAGUAUCAAAGGUCAUUAUCACAGGAUCACUGGAAUCAGGCACUAGGAGGAAAUUCCAGGACAAAUUAGGAAAUACAAUUAACUGACAUUUGCAAAUUCUUUGCAACUAAAAAGCUGUAAUUAUAUACUAUAUAACUUUUUUUUAAAGCAUUUAAAGUAUAUAACAUUAGCACCUUGUAAUGUUAUACCAGAUGAAAAGUAAAGAAUCCUGGAACAUCUGAACAUCCAUAAUCUGAAAAUCUUGAACCUAGUGUCAAUCGAGUCAAUCCAAUCCUUCUUGUGUGCGUUUAGCGGUAUUCUGUCGGACCUCUUUCCUGGCAUGGGCGUCCCCGAGCAUGACUACGGCGCGCUUCAGUCGAACAUCGAGGCAGCUCUAUGCGCCCGCUCCCUGCAGCCCGUCUCCAGCAUGACCGCCAAGGUGAUCCAGCUGUACGAGACCAUGCUAGUGCACCAGGGCGUCUUGCUGGUGGGCCCUACGAGAGGCGGUAAAACCACAGCGUACCGUGCCCUCGCUGACGCACUGCGCACCCUCCACGAGACAGAAGGCUGCGAGGUGAAUCCCUUAUACAAGCCCAUCGAGACCGACGUGCUCAACCCGCAGUCAGUGAGCAUGGACGAGCUGUAUGGUGAAGACGACCCUCUCACACGGGAGUGGAGUACCAUCAAACCGUCUCUCGGCAGUGACAUCGCCGACACGCACAAGUGGGUGGUGAGUGACGUACCUGUGGACGUGCCUGUGGAUUGAGAAAAUUACCUCCGUGUUGGACAACAACAAGACGCUCUGUCUGGCUAACGGUGAAAGGAUCAAGCUCACACCUUCUACACACAUGUUAUUCGAGGUGUUACCCAUCAGACACAGGUAGCAUCGGUCCUAAAAACCAUCACAAACAAGCACAAGCAUGUCAUUUCCAAGAAGAUUUUUUUUUUUACAUUAAACGCGUUCCUGAUGGAAAGGUCACACACAAACGUAUCUUUAAGACUUCACUCUUUCACACGCCUAUAACGAGCGAUAAACGCAUUCGAAGCAUGUUAUAAAGCCUCCGUAAUGCAUUACGCAUAGUAGUUAAAUAAAUAUUAUUAUAAUAAUAUGCACUACACUACAUUAUGCAUUAUGAAUUCUUAACGUAUUGUUAACACGUCUUUACUGUGAGCGGGAUAAUGACCAGACGGAGGCAGGCUCCCAGGUACUCAUAUCCGUAGACGUACUGAUACAGAGCCAUUCUGGCCACGCAGUUAUCCAGAUCCACGUCCCAGUAUUAGCACAGCUGCCUCUGCCACUCAAAGUUACUGCUCGAGUCCACCUACGUGAACACAUACACAAAGACAUGUGAUAUAUAUACGAUCUCAUUGUAUACGAAUUGAGCAUUCUCGCUGACGAUAUAGCGUGGAUAGUUUAUAAUGAGUGCGUUCAUACUGUAUAAACCUGGGAACUGAUUUGCAUAUGCACUGCUGUCAGAGCUGCAGUUAUUUUUAAAAGAUUUAUUAACAGCUUCUGACCAAUCAGAUCUGACCACACCCAUGAUUCCCUUCGCUCUGAAGAGAAGGUGUGUAGCUGUCUGUACCCUUUCAUUGACGAGCUCCAUGACGAUGUCUCUGGCGUGGACAUCCACAGUAAUGAGAGCUGUGAUGAUGCUCUGAUGUAUUUUGGGUAAGUUACCCAAGAGUGGCCAACACAUUCAGCCUCUGUAUAAACACACACACACGCACAGAGUAAUAUCUUGAAAUCUUUUGAUCUUUUAUCUUGAAAUCUAGGGGCUUACCCAAACAAUAAACUCUAAUCACCUAAUUUUUAACCAAUAAAAACUCCUUUUUCCAAUGUUGAAACUUAGGGGCCAACCCUAACCCUGAACUUAAACAUCAGAAACAAAUAAUAUGUUCUCUAAACUGAUCCUCCAACCCCCAAUAGUUAACCUCACCUAAAACGUCUUACAUUUAGACAGAUUUUCUUUAAAGUCUUUAAUUUAUUUAUUCAUUUUCAUAUGGUUCAUUUACAUGUGAUUCAUUUACGUAUGAUUCAUUUUCAUGAGAUUCAUAUUC
Ictalurus furcatus (blue catfish) is the source of this 2596-nucleotide messenger RNA. RefSeq names its product dynein axonemal heavy chain 6-like. Gene Ontology annotation, molecular function: minus-end-directed microtubule motor activity; dynein intermediate chain binding; ATP binding. NCBI's taxonomy places the organism in Eukaryota, Metazoa, Chordata, Actinopteri, Siluriformes, Ictaluridae. The transcript has 4 exons. Gene Ontology annotation, cellular component: dynein complex. Gene Ontology annotation, biological process: microtubule-based movement. The record is from RefSeq and is a predicted model, not a curated record. Bases 879 to 1304 code for a protein of 141 amino acids.